AUGUCCGCCGGGCAGUCGGCUCUCCCCUCCUGCCCAGAACCAACCACUCGACCACCACGACCUCCUCCUCCGACGAUGGCCCAGCCAUCAGGGAUCCCCAACCCACGCCUCUCAGGACGACUGACGCCCAGCGGAAGACUCACGCCCCAACAGCAGCCCACCAGAAGCACAACCCCAGUCAUCCUCAGAAUCAGACCAUCCUCAUACGACAUCAACGUACCCUCCAGAUUCCAACGCACAGUCAUCACCCCAAUCAACGCCACCACCAUCGCCGUCGAAUCCCCCCCAUCCACCGCAGCCCCAGCCAAAUCAACCCAGAAAUUUACCUUCGACCGCGUCUUCUCCCCCGAGGAGGGCCAGCAGCAGGUAUGGUCAGCCGUCGAAGGCCUCAUCCACCGCUUCCUCGAAGGAUACAACGUCACCGUCUUUGCCUACGGACAGACCUCCUCAGGCAAAUCAUACACCAUGGGCACCGACCGAUUCACCGACGAACUCAACCACCAGCACAACGACCAACAGCUGCUCAACUCCAACCGCACCGGAAUCAUCCCACGCGCCACCUCCUACGUCGAGAUCUACAACGAAGACCUCAUCGACCUCAUCGCCUGCGCCUCAGCACCCCCCGGCGGCGCUAGUGCACUCCCCCAAGUGACGAUCAGAGAGGACAAGGACGGGAACAUCAUCUGGUCCGGGCUCAAGGAAGUCAAGGUCUCCCGGGCGGCCGAGGCACUCGAGCUGCUCGAACAGGGCAGCCAAGUCCGCCAGACCAACUCCACCGAGAUGAACGCACAGUCAUCCCGCUCACACGCCAUCUUCAGCCUCAACCUCACCCAGAGCAAACCCACAACAGAGGGCGAAUGGACAACCACCUCGAGCAAGUUCCAUUUCGUCGAUCUUGCCGGCAGCGAACGCCUCAAGCGGACGGCUGCCGUCGCCGAACGGGUCAAAGAGGGCAUCUCCAUCAAUGCCGGCUUACACGCACUCGGAAACGUCAUCUCGGCCCUCGGCGACCCCAGCAAAUCAAAGACAGCCACUCACAUCCCCUACCGAGACAGCAAACUGACCCGACUCUUACAGGACAGCUUGGGCGGGAACGCCCAGACGCUGAUGGUCGCCUGUGUGUCGCCCAGUGAACACAACUAUGCCAACCGGGCUCGGAAUAUCAAGAAUCGGGCACAGGUCAAUGCCCAGGAAGUCGGCUGGGAAGACGUCGAGUACCUGCAGUCGACCAUCAUCAAGUUGCGCAAGGAGCUGGCGAUCCUCAAGACCAGCACCUCGCCUCCCGACUUCAACCGAACGCUCUCGUCGAUCAACGAAGAAGACUCGGUACAGGACGAGCUGAGUCCGAAGUACCUCGACCUGAAGGGCUACUUCACCGAGCUGCAAGCCAAUGACCGAGCAGAUCGCGAAUUGAUGACCGAGUUCCACGAGCUGCAGGAGCGUUACGAGGCCACUGCAAGCGAACUCGACCAGGUGCGGGCCAAGUACAAUAACUCGGUCAAGGAGCUCGAAGACUUGACGGCCCAACUCGAGGACUCGCGUAGCUCCACCUCGUUCUCCAACCACGGCAUCCUGCCUGUCCGCGGCUUCGGCACACCUGUCACUUCUGGACGCACUUCGUCCAAGUACAUGGAGGGCAAGAGCAUCCGCGCGACGGAGGGCGACUCGCUCGAGGAACUAGCCGACGGCGGCGCACAGGAGCCCGCGGAGCGUGACCCCAGCUCGCAUCGGAUCUCGAUCGGCACGUCUCAACGACAGAGCCAUCGGAUCUCUCUGAACUCCGGAUCCCUCAUGCCACACGGCCGCUCCAUGUCUCUAUCGCACGACUCGUCAGGCCUCCCCGUCUCCACCCGCGGAAGUAUGAUGAGGGCCUCAUCCGACUCGCGCUCCGAGUCCGGCGCCCGAUUGCCCAACCCUGCCGGCGCCCCUAGCGGCGACCAGCUCACGCCCCAUGGCGGAGAGAGAAGCUACGAGAGCUUGCAGAAGGAGAUCUUGUUGAAUGAUGGGGAUGCGAGCGUCGUCAAAGACUCCCAGAACAUCAAGCUCUUGGAUAAUCUGAUGCGCUCCAUGGCUCAGAAGGAGUCGGCCCACUUGGAGCUGAUCGAAAACCUGAAAGAUAAGCUCCAAAGCACCAAGCGCCAGCACGACGACCUUGUCAAACUCUCCCGAGAUCAGGUCGUCAACAUGUCGUCGGAGAUCGAGUCCUUGCGGCUGAAGCUGUCCAAUCCUCCGACCCCCGAUCCGGAGGUCGGCAUUCGGCUGUCGAAGUUGGAAGAGCUGUUGAAACUCAAGGAGGAGGAGUCCGAGGGCCUGAAAGCCGAGUCCAAACGACACCUCUUGGAUCUCGAAGCCAAACUAUUGGAAGCCAAACAGUCUGAAAUCGAAGCUUUGAAGGCUGGACACGACUCGGAGGUCGAGCAGCUCAAGCUGGAGCAACGCGAGAAUCUGAACCGCUUGAUUGCGUCGAGCGAGGAGAAGCUGGCGGCCAAGCAGGACGAACUGCGACGACUGGAGGAGCAAUCCCAGGCGGCGCUGGAGUCGCAGGCGGAGAAGAUCCGGGCCGAGUUCGAGGAGGAGCGGAAGACGCUCGUGGCGAGUCGGAGCCAGGCGGAGGAGGAAGCCUUGCAGGAGCAAUCCAGCCGGUUCGACACGGAGACCCACCAGUUGUUGGACCAGCAUGCCCAGGCAUUCGAGACUCUCCAGGACGAACUCGGGGAGACGAUGAAGCGGGCCGAGACGAAGUUCGAGGCCCAGCUGCAGGAGCUCAAGCAGGCCCAUGCGAGCGAGGUGACCCGGCUGACGACGACGCUCUCCUCGAGAGCCAACCAGGGGAACAACACGAUGGAGAAGCUGAUCCGGGACCAUCACGAGGAACUGGACGAAUUGCGGAGCUCGAUGGGCACUCAAGUGGAGGAAGAGCGAGCCAAGUUCGAGACGGAGAAGGCCCGGUUGGGCGCCGCACAUGCCGAGGAGAUCAAGAUGAUGGAGGGGAGACACGAGGCUCAGGUCGCGGAGCUCAAGGCCGAGCACGAAGAGAUCCUCGUCGCCUCCCUCACCGAACUCGAUCUCCGUAGGACCCGCAAGUUCGAAAGCAAUCUCGCCGCGUUGCAGGACAAACAUCAGGCCGAGAUCGCCGAGAUCAAGCUCGAGCACCAGGCCCAGAUCCGGGCCCUCAGCCACGAAUCUUCCGGAGACACUCCUCCUGCGACGGAUGGCGACGCGACGGUCACGGCUCGGCCGGCAGACUUGGGCAAGAUGCAGAGCAGCUAUGAGGAGAAGAUCGAGAUGCUCAAGUUGCAGCAUCAGACUGACCUCACCGCGCUCGAGGAGAAGUUCCUCAUGUCGAGCUUGUCGGCCGACUUGCGCGAAGAGCGGCAGGCUAACCAGCGCAAGAUCGACCUCCUCACUGACGAGCUAGAUUAUUUGAAAGAAGAGGUCCAGAAACAUAAGGCGGCUGAGAGCCAGGACGCCACGAGCCGGGGGGAGGCAGCACAGAGCGAGGCGGAAGUCGAGUUGCAGGAGGCGUUGGACACGCUGUCGACGCUGGACAAGGCGCUGUUAGAGUCGCAAGCGGAGCGGGAGUCGUUGCUGAAGCAGCUGGAGGAGAUGAAGCGGACGCCGACGAGCGAGCAGCCUCCUCCUCAGACGAUGAUGAAGGAGCUGGCGAGCGGGAGCCGGCCGUCGCAUGACGGCUCGUACCUCAACGGCCGCUCCGGCCAGGGCAUGGGUGCCGACUCACCCUCGUUGCCGGGGCUGCGGACGCACCUCGGACUACCGGGCCUGAGCGGCAACUCGUCCAACGGGACGAUCCGCCGACCCGCCCGGACUAGCAACUCCUCCUCCCAGCUCAGCCACACUAACCAGAGCAACAGCUUCUCCGGUAGAGAGUCGCCCUCGACCUCCGUCGCUACUAGCUGUCUCGUCGACGCGGCCACCGUCGAUCCUCGGGUGCUCAAGAAGGUCGAGGAACAGGAGAGCGCGAUCGCCAAGCUGUCCAAACAGCUCUCGCAAUGCGAGAUGGAUCUCAAGGCAAACAUCGACCUGGUCACCAACCUGGAAUCAGCGCUGAACGAGACGGAGCGCAACCUGCGAAAAUCGCGGCUCCAGAUGAACGAGCUGGCGAAAGAGCGGGACAAGAUCGCGACGCAGAACGAGUCGUUGCGGAAGGAGCUGGCGGCGGCGACGGCGGAGGUCGAGCACGUGCGCACGAACGUCCAGGCCGAGAAGGCCCUGUUCGAGAACCAGCUCGGCGAGGAGCGCCGGGCCAAGGAGAACGCCAAGAAGCAGCUCGAGGCCCGCAUGGAGGAGAUGCAGACCUCCCGGAUGACCCGCAAGAGCAAGUUCAACUGCUUUUGA
Molecule: messenger RNA, 4356 nt
Organism: Puccinia triticina
Lineage: Eukaryota; Fungi; Basidiomycota; Pucciniomycetes; Pucciniales; Pucciniaceae
Exons: 17
Coding region: 1-4356 (1451 amino acids)
Biological process (GO): mitotic spindle organization; microtubule-based movement
Molecular function (GO): microtubule binding; ATP binding; microtubule motor activity
Source: RefSeq, a predicted model, not a curated record